AUGGAAUGGAAAACUGAAGAUGCGGUUGCUUUAGUAAAGAUCGCUUGCGAGAAAAAGCACCUAGCUCCCGGCGCGCUAGAAACAAUCAAAAGCGUUUGCAAGAAGAGCACGGACGCGGUCGCCGCUGUUCAUUCCCGACUCUGGUCUAUUCUCACUUCGCCGAGGCAGAAAUGCGCGCAGAAACGAGAAAUUGCGCUGAAGAUCCUUUCCGAACUGUUUUUGCGGUCGAGGACGAUGCGAGAACUCGUUGUGCCCAAGUGUGAUCGACUCUCAGAGGCGGCACUUUUCUCCGGACUGAAGAACUCGUCCGAGCUGCGGAAACUGGGGAUUCGGACGCUCAAAGCCUGGCAUCGAAAAUUCAAGGGUGUCUACGGAAAACUCGACUGCUUGAUGCAAACUUUGACGAACAAAGGAGUCGACUUCGAAGAACUUGAACUCGUCGAAAGUCGAGAAGAAGCUGCGCAGAAUGGAGAAGAAACCGCUCCUUCGACAAGUGGGAAUUCGCGACUGGAAGAAAUCAUCGACGAAACUGUUCAAGCGGCGGAUGUGGCCACGGCCGAAGUUCGAUCGCUCUUUGAAAUUAUCGUGCCGCUCUCAAACAGUUCGAGCAGAGCUGCCAACUCAGGAUCGUCUGUCAACCCUGAAGAUGAAAAAGCGACAACCAGCGGCUCGACAAUACAGUUGGAUCUCAACUUCUCCAAAAUCCGCGUGAAGCGAGAAGGCGCAGUGGAACUCGUCGAGUCACAACUCCGCCCAAUCGUCGCUCAAUUGGAAAAGCUUGGGAAGCGGCUGCGAAUGUGGAUCGGCGGCGAUCUCUUCAUCGAGGCCCAGCGGCUGGAGCAGAUCGUCUCGGCGAAUAGCCAAGUUCAAUUGUUGCUCAGAAAAUACAAGUCGCUGAAUUUCUACGACGAUUCGGAAGACGAAGAAGACGAGUUCGAAGAUGUGUCAACAGACGAGGAAGCGGCCGAGGCAGAAUACAUGAAAGAAAUCGUCCAGCCGAAGAAGCAAGAAACGAAAAACACCGUCGCAAAGAACGAUGACAGAAACAAGAGCCGCAUUCCGAUAAGCGAGCUGGAAAAUCACAGCAAAACGAGCGACAAUUUCGUCGACACAAGAAACUCCGUCUCCGCCCAGCUCGUCGAAAGGCACCAUUUUACUUCGCCGGACUCAGAAGUCAACCUCGAUCGAGCAAAAUCAAUGGCCGGGACGAUUUACUACACAACCGAGGACAUCGCCAUCGAGGAAAAGCGCAUCACGCGAACUUGUCGAGCUCCGAUGCCCAAUGGAAAGCUGUGCUCUAGAAUGGACGCGGAAAAGUGCCCCUUUCAUGGAAAAAUCGUCGACCGAGACGUUCAGGGCGCAGUCGUCGGCCAAUUGGCGUCUCCUACUCCUGCCCAAGAUAAAGAGCUAAAAGAAAUGCUCGAAAUUGAAAAUCUGCACGGUUGCUAUCUUCUUUGCUCGCUCAAUCCCAGCACGAAGGGAAGAACUUACAUCGGGUACACUGUGAAUCCGCAGAGGAGGAUUAUGCAGCACAACAGUGGAAUUCACAAAGGCGGCGCUAGAAAAACCAACCUCAAGGGCCCAUGGACUCUUUUCGUCUACGGUUUUCCGAGCGAGAUUUCCGGGCUGCGAUUCGAGUGGGCCUGGCAAAACCCGAAAGCAUCCCGUCGAUUGAAGCAUUUGCCGGCGAAAAGAUCCAAGGAAACGCAGUACGACUACAGGGUCCGGAUCAUGUCGCACAUGCUCCACACGUCUCCUUGGUCGCGAUUGCCGCUGAAUGUCUGCUGGUUCAUCGAGAAGUACAAACGACCGCUGCAGCCAGCGCCUCCUUCUCAUGUCCGAGUUCAUGUUGACUUCAUCAACUGCUCGAAGGAUCAAGAAAACGAGCCGGAACUUGAUCAGGAUGAUGGACACGACGUUCAAGUAGCAGAAAGCGACAGUUAUUCCUCACAAGAAAAUGGAGACGAAAGAAGAUCAGAUUCAGAAAGCGACGGAAGUGGAUCAGAUGAGAGUUUCAUGGCAUUGGUAAAUAACUACAGAACAAGGGCGCCGAGUCCAAGGAAACCAAGCCCGCUGAAGCCGUGUCUCACGCAAAACUCUUCAAAUUGUGUGAUUUGCACUAAAGCCCUCGACAAAAGUGCUCUCUCUUGUAAAGAUCGCGAGGUUUGCCAGGCACAAUUUCACUCCGUAUGUCUCAGCAGAAGCUGUUUGAGGAGCGAAAACCAAGCUUCUUCAUUCGAGCAAGUGAUUCCCGUGAAGUUUCGCUGCCCUAGCUGUCGAAUCACCUCUUCCUGGGGCGAGUACAUCCGUUCAAUCAAAGGUCACAAAGUUCUAACCGUUGAAAGUCCAAAAGAGAGUCCCUUUACGGGCAUGAAUUGCAUCAGACGAAUCCAGAAGAAAAACUAA
Oikopleura dioica is the source of this 2406-nucleotide messenger RNA. The record is from the annotation of a GenBank genome assembly. Lineage: Eukaryota; Metazoa; Chordata; Appendicularia; Copelata; Oikopleuridae.